GCCCAACAGUUGAAAUCCGGCCCAAAUUUGCGCUACAGCCUCAGCGCUCUCAUCUUCUUAAUCCUCACCCACCAACAUAAAAACCCUAAUUCUCCCUUCCUCCUCGGCCCUUGCCGUCAAUACUCCAGCGCAGCGCAAUCUCGGGCUCUUGCGGAAAACCCUAGUCGCCGUAAGAAUUCUUCCUCGACCUGCCUCCAUUCUGCAACCAUCCCAGCUUUCUAUAAUCUUAACCUCUCAAUUCUCUGUUGCAGCCUCUGCAGGAAACCCAGUUCAACCGGAGGAAAAAUGGUGACCGCCAAGAAGACAAAGAAGACCCAUGAGAGCAUCAACAACAGGCUCGCCCUAGUGAUGAAGAGUGGGAAGUACACCCUUGGUUACAAGACCGUCCUGCGCACUCUCAGAAACUCAAAAGGGAAAUUGAUCAUCAUCUCUAACAACUGUCCUCCCUUGAGGAAAUCCGAGAUUGAGUACUACGCCAUGCUUGCCAAGGUCGGAGUGCAUCAUUACACAGGAAACAAUGUUGAGUUGGGCACUGCCUGUGGCAAAUUCCACCGUGUUUCUUGCUUGAGCAUCAUUGAUGCAGGUGACUCGGAUAUCAUCAAGUCUCUCCCAGGCGACCACUGAAUGCCUUACCCUUCUCAUGGGAUCGUGCUCCUUUACUCCGUGACGGUGCUUCUUUUUGUUCUCGAAUGUGGCAGUUUUUAUGUUUUAGAGUUGGAUAGACAGAAAGAUAUGUUGCCUUGAGGGCUUUGCCCCCUGUUAUACUCUUUUUAUUGGAUCUGGUUAUGUAUCUAGGUGGUAGCCAUGUUUUGGUGGAUCUGGUUAUGGCAAAAUUUUCACUGCAGUCUGAAUUUUUCUAAGCACUUGUGUGAUUGCUGUUUAGAAACUUCCAUCCAUGUUGAUGGAGUUUAUUCACAGCUCCUGAUUACAGAUCUGGGGCUUGGCCAAGGAUAUUGAAGGUGAACUAGGCAUCGGUUCACCUCUUCGUAGGUCAGCUUAACACUAGGGUGGCUAUUUGGUCCGAUCUUUUUGGGUUUAAUCAAAACCGGAUUGUAUUACCUGGAUCGGAAUUGGAUAUCAAACCAUCCAAUUUCAUCUUUGAGCUUAGAUUUAGGUAAAAAAUCAUUUGGACCUUAUAAAAAACUGGAUAAAGA
Linum trigynum is the source of this 1154-nucleotide messenger RNA. The record is from the annotation of a GenBank genome assembly. NCBI's taxonomy places the organism in Eukaryota, Viridiplantae, Streptophyta, Magnoliopsida, Malpighiales, Linaceae.